AUGCUGGUCUCUCCCGAGGGGCAUGUACUCACCGUUUGGAGUUACGUGCUGGAUACCGACUACAUCACUGUGACGCUCAACGACGGGCGCCGGUUCGAUGCCGAACUUGUGGCGGCCGAUCCUCGGCUCGAGCUGGCCGUGCUGAAGAUCGAUGCGGAUGACCUUCCGUACUUCAAUCUUUCAGAAAGCGUCGAGGCCUCGGCCGGCACGCGUGUUCUGGCAUUCAGUAAUCUGUACGGCGUCGCGACCGGCGACGAAGCGGCCAGCGUGCAACACGGAAGCAUCGCCGUGGUAACCAAUCUGGAAGCCCGCCAUGGCGCAUUUGAAACUCCCUACAACGGUCCCGUGCAUGUACUCGAUGCCAUGACCAACAACCCGGGUGCGGCUGGGGGUGUGCUCACCAAUCGCCGUGGCGAUCUGUUGGGAAUGCUGGGGAAAGAGUUGCGAAAUUCGCUGAACAACACCUGGCUAAACUACUCCAUCCCGAUGGGUGAAUUGGCCCCGACCGUAAACAAGAUGAUUCUCGGAGAAUACGAAGGCUCGGUCACCGAAACCACUGGUGAGCAACGUUCGGACUAUCCGCUAAGCCUAGACCUCUUAGGCAUCGUGCUGGUGCCAAAUGUUUUAGAGCGCACUCCACCGUUUAUCGAUCAGAUCCGCUCGAGCACGCCCGCUUACGCAGGAGGACUCCGUCCUGACGAUCUUCUCAUCUUCGUCAAUGGCCGGCUCAUUCAAUCGUGCAACGAUUUGUUCGACGAGCUGACCUAUAUCGAUCGGGCCGACCCGGUGGAAAUUUCUGUGAUGCGAAAUAACGAGUUCAUCGAGUUUACGCUGCAAGGGGCCUUGGCUGCUUCGGCCACGGCACAAGACGAUCUGGUCGUACUCGAAGACCAGGCCAUGCAAGCCGCGGUUGAACGGGUCGCACCCUCAGUGGUGCGUGUGGAAACCGUCGGCGGGCUCGAUCGCGUAGGCCAAGUGCUAGUCGGUACCGGUCCAACCACGGGGUUGAUAGUCACGCCCGAUGGGUACAUCGUUUCCAGCGCGUUUAACUUUGCCCAGAAACCCGCAUCCAUUGUGGUGACAUUGCCCGACGGCUCUCGAGCACCCGCCACGUUGGUGGCCACCGAUCACAGCCGGAUGAUUACCCUGCUUAAGGUCGAAGUGGAAGAACCGCUACCCACGCCGGAGGUGGCGCCCAGCGAUUCGGUGAACAUCGGGCAAUGGGCCAUCGCCGUGGGGCGAACGUUUCCUGGCGAUCAGCCCAACAUGUCGGUCGGCAUUGUCAGUGCCGAGAAUCGCAUUUGGAAUAAGGCCCUGCAGACUGAUGCCAAGAUCUCGCCGAGCAACUAUGGCGGACCGCUGAUCGAUGUAUUCGGGCGCGUACUGGGUGUUCUCGUACCCUUAUCGCCCAGCGGCACCGACGAAUCGGCCGGGGUUGAAUGGUACGACUCGGGAAUUGGGUUCGGCAUUCCGCUCGAGCACAUUCAAGAGAUUCUGCCGCGUCUGCGAUCGGGAGACGAUUUGCACGCUGGCCAACUUGGCAUCGCUUUACGGAAUAAAAGCCCCUUGAGCGGACCCGUAGUGUUGGCUGCCGCGAUUCCGAACUCACCCGCCUCCAAGGCAGGUCUGAAGGCCGAUGACCGGAUCAUUGAAGUGGAUGGUGCCCCAGUCGAAUGGCUGAGCCAACUCUACCAACAGAUUCGGCCCAAGUAUGCGGGAGAUACGGCGCACGUUGUCGUCAUGCGAGACGAUCAACGGCUCGAAUUCGAAGUCGAACUGGUCGAAAGCAUCGAGCCCUAUGCCCAGCCGUUCUUGGGAAUUCUACCCCGUCGCGACUCGCCAGAAGGUGAAGGCGUUGCGGUGAGAUAUGUCUAUCCAGACAGCCCGGCCUUCGCGGCGGGUGUGCAAGAGGGCGAUGUGAUUGUCGGCGUUGGCGAGAACAAGAUUGCCGAUCGGCAGGAAUUGACCGAGGCCUUUGCCACGCUUCAGCCUGGCGAUGAAGUAUCCCUGGUGGUUCAACGUGACUCCGCGGAGCUUCAAUUCCCGGCCAGUCUGGCAAGCGUGCCGGAGAGUAUCCCUGCCGAGCUCCCACAGACCUCUGACACGGCUAUUGGAGAGGCCGUCGAAAUUCCCCCGGUCGGAAACUUCCAACUAAGGGUGCCCGAGUUUGCCAACGACUCGCUCGUUUUUGUCCCGGAAGACUACGAUCCACGCAUUCCGUAUGGGUUGUUAGUAUGGCUCGAUGGUGCUGAGCCAGCCGAAGAUGAACUCUUGCUCGACCGCUGGAAGGAACGUGCCGCGCAGGCGAACCUCAUUCUUCUUGCCCCACGUUCGGCAGUGGCCGGAAAAUGGACACGGCUGGAUUUGCCAUUCGUACUGAAGGCGAUCAACCAGGUGCAGCAGAACUACAAUAUCGACGACGCUCGGGUGGUGUUGCACGGUCAACAGUCGGGCGGAGUCAUGGCCUACGCUCUGGCGAUCAAUAAACGAGACGUGGUGCGUGGGGUAGCGGUGGUUGAUGCUCCACUGAUGGCCGAGCCCCCGGGUAACGAGCCCUUGCUGCCGCUGGCGGUUUAUUCUGCUACGCUCGAGAAGUCUCCAGCCGCGGUUCGAAUUCGCAAAGGUAUCGCUGCCUUGAAAGAUAAGCGGUACCCACUGACGGAACGCGAAUUAGACAGUUCCCAGGCAUACCUGAACGAGCAACAACUCGACGAGCUCACACGCUGGAUCGAUUCGCUGGAUCGAAUUUAG
Molecule: messenger RNA, 2751 nt
Organism: Cladocopium goreaui
Lineage: Eukaryota; Dinophyceae; Suessiales; Symbiodiniaceae
Source: the annotation of a GenBank genome assembly